ACAUUAGUGACUGAGUUGCUAAUGCUGAUGGCUGCAGUGGUUAUCACAAAACCUACCCAAGCAAAACGUUAUGGUAGUUAUGAGGACGGUAACAGUGGUGCUGGUGGUACAAAAUGGCCUGCCGAAGAACAACCCACAACUAGCAACACGAACACGACCACGGGCACACACGUCUAUAACAUCUACCAUUAUGACCGCCGCAUGUGGCCUAAUCCUGGCUAUAGUAGUGACGGUGGUGGGCACUCCAAACUACAACACAACAACCAUCACCAACCCCAUGAUCACCCUCAGCCAAACCUACUCCUCCCACCGCAAUAUUCACAGUCAUUUGUAGACAACAUGAACUACCAGUAUACUUCACGACGCCAUGAAAACCCACAGGCUUUACAAGCCAGCUCACAUAUACAACAACGUCCCAACUAUAAACUCCAACACAGUCCUCACCAUUCACAACGCAAUGCACAGUCAGCACCACUAACGUCUUCUCUCAAUCAACAACUGCAAUAUCCACCAUACCUCAGCCACCAGCCCCAACAGCAACACACUUUACAGUUUGUACCACAUCCUCAUUACAAAUUUCAGUACAACACAAACCAUUCACAAACUCGCUCACAACCGCCAUCGAAACCAUCUCCCGACAACAGAUCACCACAGCAACCACUACACCACAACCUGCAAUAUUCCAAAAGUCACCACUGGUUUCUCAAGUACCCCAGUCAGUUUUUCAACGGAUGGAUGAUGCAACAACAACUGCAACAACAACAGCGACAACAACACGAAGAUGAAAGGUACCAGAAAUCAUCAGCUCAGGAGACAUCCAUAGCACCUCCGCCCAUCACCACUACAUCGGCAGCAACAUCGGGAACAUCAGCUCAAUCACAGCAAGAUUUCACUACUAGUAACUCUGCGUCAUUCGUUAAGGUGAAAGAAAGCCAUAUCCUAACAUCUACCACAAAAGAUGAUGAUGCAUUAACUGUUCAUGUUCCUGGAAUAAGCAAUGUAAAUGUAGCACCAACCACCACCACCACCACCACCACCAUUACAGGUACACAAGUUCGUCCCCACCCUCACACCACCACCACCACCACCAUUACAGGUACACAAGUUCGUCCCCACCCUCACAUCACCACCACCACCACCACAAUCACACCACAUCAUCUCCGUGAAAAUACUACCAGCUUUUCACUACACCCUACCACAGCAGUUCCUCACAUCAACAAUAUCACAGUUUCCGGACGACUACAACCAACUUCAGCAACACCAAUAGCACUGUCACACAGCUACAUACCUUCCCUCACUCACAGAUUCACUCCCUUAUCUUCUUUGGAGGAUGCUUAUUUCACCAGAACUGCGGGUCACCACGGCUCUCGCUUAUCACAAGAUAAAUCACAGGACUAUACUGAACCCAUUGUCACUCCAUUUACCAAAAGUGAUAAUCUGCCGACAGUUACACAUCAGGGAGACAAAGAGAAUGGUCGAGUGGAUACAGUCGCGCCCAUUGCAUACAUCAGCCACACAAACAUAGAGAAUGAAGAGGUAGUGCCCGUGUCAUGGAAAGCGGCUGUUAUACAAACAAAUAAAGAACACGUAACAGCUACAAACAAAGCUACAAUGAAAGAUCAUAAUGGAAGUGGUCUAGGAGACAUAGUUAAUCUGAAUGUGGGUAGAUUAGAUUUAGCUAAUCCAACUGUUAUUAACUCUACUGUGGUUGAUACAUUAGAAAUUAUCCACACGACACUUUCCCCACCUGGCAGUACUGUCUACAGCAUACAUCAUGGUAACAACACCAAUUCUAAUGAGACAAUAGAAAGCGAUAAAACUGUGACUUCUAAUGAGAGACAGAGCAGUUUCCACAUAAGACAAAACCCCUUCAAUUACACAAACACUGAAAACACAACUUCAAAUUCAUUUUUCAAGAGUAAAGGGGAACAUAAUGGUGUUGAGAGGACCGGUGUGAUAAGCAAGGCUCCUGCCAUCACCUCCCAGCCCCGAAAUGGAAGUCUUAUCACUAAUGAAAACCCCAAUUUAACACCACUUUCUGAGAAUAGGUAUGAAAAGGAUGGGGAAGAGAGGAAAGGUGCUAGACGUGAGCCUCCUAAUAACGCCCGCAAUUCCGAACACGAGAGUUCUAGCCCUCAGCUGGAGGGCACUAAGCUGCAAGGCCACAAAGCGUUUCAUCCCGGCCCACCUCAGUGUCACAACAGACACCCCAUCCCACACUGCCUCAUCACCACAUCAGUGCCUCCAUCACCACCACCGAUACAAGGACACCUCCCACAGUUCAGCCCAGCAAGCAGGCUGCGCUUUGUUUUAAGAAAGCGCCCGCUGCUAAGAGCACACAAACUCAGUCAACAUCCGUCACAGAAUGUAACCAUCAGGAAGGUUUUGCCGCAGUUUAGCCCAGCGAGUGGAAUCAAGUUUCUCUUGCUUCCUCCCAUGGUUCAUGAAUCAGCAGGUCAGCAGAAGCAGCAGCAGUUUGGAAGCAACACCAGUUCUAGGGUUACUGAGGAAAGUAAUGAUGAGGGUACGGAGAUUAAAUCAGACAUGGCAAAUGUAACGAAACACUCCACUAUGGAAGAUGUUAGCGGCACACAGGAAGCUACGGACAGUCACAGUAAUGUAAAUGAUUCCAAGGUGGCACAGGAUAACGCUUUUAAAAUGAAGGAUGACUCUGAUUACAUGCAGGACCACAAUGAUAAGGAUGACAAGACAGUGACACAGAACAAUACCGAUUCCAGAAUGAAGAACGAGGCUAACCAUCUGUCCCUGCAGACACAUAGUGCAGCCUCCAUAGCACAACACAGGACCUCUCUUGCGACGCACGGACACAACAUUACAAAGAGUACAGAAGCACCUGAGAGAAAACCUAAAGAUAAAGAUGAGCUUGCCUUAAAAACUUCUGUACCAGAGGAUCGAAACAACAAAUACAUUUACUUGGAUGGAAACAGUGACUCAAAAGUGACGAGUACGGAUACUAACUCUGAAGUGACACUUUCAAAACGACCCAAGGAAAAUAUUUCAUUCCUGGUAGAACAUUCUGCAUUAAUAGAAGAAAGCAAAACUAAUAAUUUCUUUGUCUCCUCUUCAAGUUCGAAAUUUGGCAAGAGUAAUGAGUCUGAGAUGAACAACCGUGAAGGCACAAAAAGUAUAAUUAGCAUGGCCCAGGGAGAUGGCUGCCAUGUUGACGGGUGCAAAUCAAACAGGACUUCCAUCCAAAAGAACAACUCUAAAUUAGAAUUGGGCAGUAAAACGAGUUUAGAAAUGAUUAUUAAGUCAAGUACUCCUAACUCUGAGGUAGAGGAUGGAGUAAAUACCGAUCCGGGAACAAAAGUUAUCAUGAGCAAUCCUUUGCCAGAGAUCGAAAUAAAACACAUUAGUAAUAUUAAUCAGAAAAGAAAGACCGGACCCCAAAACACUAACUUUCAAAAUGGAGAGACGAGUGAGACUAAACUCUACGGAAGGAAGACAAUGAGUACACCUGAAAACAGAGAGCAACACCCUGUAGAAAAGGAGACACAUAGAGGUGAUGAUACAAGUAACAGCUCUGCUAACCCCCAUACGCCAGCACAUACAGUCACGCCCUGGCCAGAUAGGGCAAGGAUCAGGGUGUUCGUGACCCCACACAGACACAUGCAACCUAAUCCUCCUCACCAAACAUCGGCAUUCUCAAGUGGGCACCUGUCAACCCAAUCAAGGCACAAAGGAAAGCCUGUCACAAGCAGCUCUUCCAUAGGCACACAUGACAGUACAGGUACACACACACCUGAGUACCAAAUAUCACAUGCCACAGACACCCACGGCCCCCCAACACACACAUCCUCAAUAACCACACCCUGGACACACACCUACACGAGGGAGCGAGGAGAGGAACAAUCAACCGCUGACUUCCUUAGGCAUCUACCAGAGUUCCUGCGAGGGUCUGUCUUCAUCGAUCGUGCAGAUAUGGGUGGACUGGCAGGUGUUGCAGUCAGUGAUAGCUAUGGCAGUGUUUACUACCAGGGGAACUAACUUGUAGUGUAGUUACAGCACAUUAUUUAACAGGGUAUUUAUGGAGAUGAAACCACUUCUAAAAUGUUAAAUAGGGUACAAUUGAUAUUUGCCUAAUUUUUGAGCGGUUCUUAAUUGUUUGACACUAACUCGUUGGAGUCCCAUUAAAUAUACUGCUACAUGCGGUCCAGUGUAGUGUGUGUGUGUGUGUGUAUGUGUGUGAAUAGUAUUAAAAGGUAUCUUAGUUAAUUUUUAGCUUUUUUUCUUGCUCUCUAUUACGAAAUUAAGUGUACAUAUUUGUUAGAAGUUCGAAAGCUCAUUCAUGUAAUAUUUUUUGCAGUUUUUAAGAUCUGGAUCUUCAAACAUAUAAGAAGUCUAAGAACUGACAAGUUUCCUCGAAUGUCUGUCAUGUUUAA
Molecule: messenger RNA, 4403 nt
Organism: Eriocheir sinensis (Chinese mitten crab)
Lineage: Eukaryota; Metazoa; Arthropoda; Malacostraca; Decapoda; Varunidae
Product: serine-rich adhesin for platelets-like
Exons: 2
Coding region: 22-4008 (1328 amino acids)
Source: RefSeq, a predicted model, not a curated record